AUGAGCUUCACGCCUGCUCUCGGCGCGACCGAAGUCGUCGCCCUGUCAGCAGACACCAAGGCCUUCUACUUCACGUACACGGGUUCCAGAUCUUCUCCAGGCAUUCCCGAGGUUUGGACAAAUCUUUCCGGCACCUGGACGGCUCUUGCGUUUGCUACGCUCCCUUCCCCAUCAUCGACCGAAGCGCGGGCCGACGUUCAUGUCGCUUCAUUUGAUCUCUCCGAUGCAACACUGGGAACAUACGAGUUCACUUAUCGAAAACGACAUGCCGAGUCCGAAUACGAAUGGCUCGGUGCGUCUGGAGUGAAUGGCACGAUCGAAAUCGUUUCCGCCAGUGAAACGACACCACGAUCCGGAGGGAGGGUUGAACUCAAGACGUUUGCACUUAAGGACGGGGAAAGCAAUGCAGUCGAGUCAUUCGAUCUCGACGUUGCGGCCCAGGAUUGGUGCGAAGGUGUUGUAUGGGAGCGCAGCGAGUACGCUUUACUGUUCAUGUGUUCCCUUUUCGCCCAGCAGGACUGACCGUGUCCCAUAAGUUUAUCUUUAGACGAAUCUGGUUCCUCACUCGCCAACUCCAUUCGGGAUCCCCCAUUUCGUCGCUCUCGACCGAGUUCGAAGGUCAACUCCUCUUCUUGCGGGGCAAGUCGACCUCGGAAUCACCAACCCCUCCAAUCCUCGUCCUCUUCCCCUUCACGACGGACCAAGUCAUGUCCACCAUUCGAGGAGGUGAAGAUAAAGUUUGGCUGAGAUGUAUGCGGGAUACGGGUGCUCCGGGCGCACAGGGUCAUGUCGUUGUGGGGCGAGGCGUCGAUGGGGAUUUGGAGAAACUAGUCGCCGAAUGCGUUAAAGUUGCCGAGAAGACCUUGACAGGUAACUUGGACCAAGCAAUGGUGAAGGCGCCGAAGGAGGCGAAGCCUUCCCAGGGUGUCCGAGUUUGCACCUGGAACGCCCUCGGAUACCAAGCGUAAGUCAAUAUUCUCGUCUACGGGUUUACCAACCGAAUGCGAUCUGAUCUCUCACACCACUGUGCUGCAGGUACAAACUCUCGGACGUUCUCAAGUGGCUCGACGUCCUGCUCUCGCCUUCGACGAGCUCGUCCUUAUUCGCCGCCAGUCUCGACACAGUCCUGCUCGACGAUGGAUGGCAAGACAUCAAGCAAGCUCCUGGACGUCCUGGUCGAACUCAACAGACGUUGCACUCGUUCGGUGUCCGUUCGACCUGGUACAACGUGGCUGGCGAUGCGAUCCAGUCCUCAAAUCCCCCCUCGUCACCAUCGAACGUCGCCGCCAGCCCCGAAUUAGCGGACGCGGUAAAGCGAAUUAAAGCCAAGGGCAUUCAGCGUGUCGGCGUCUGGAUGACCAUCGCAGGUUAUUGGGAUGGUCUAGAGCCUGAUGGACCCAUGGCGCGCUACGACCUCCAACGAUGGAACCUGCAUUCGGAUUACUGGGACGAGGCCAUUGCGCUAUGGUACGUUCCUUCUAUCGGCCGAUUGGAGGACUACUACGGCGAUUACUUCAAGUCUCUCAAAGCCGCCGGUGUCGACUUUGUCAAGGUCGACGAUCAGGCCCAUCCCGACUACCUCGUCUCGGGUGGAACGGACGAUGUAGGUGAAUUGAGGCAUGCGAUGCACCGCGCCAUGCGCAAGAUGUCGAACCAGAUCUUUGGCGACGGCACGACCAUCCACUGCAUGGCCGGGAGUCCCCGCAUCUGGGGUGGUGCUUUGGCGCUGCGCAAGCUCAACGAUACGAAAUCUUUGAUUCGUAACUCGGACGAUUACUACCCCGACCAAGACGACUCUCAUCGCUGGCACAUCUACCUCAAUGGGACUAACACGAUUCUUAGCCGCGCGCUCGAGCUCAUCCCCGAUUUCGACAUGGGGGAGGAGUUGAAUCCUUGGGGACAGGACUACCACGUCCCUUUCCGCUCGUUUUCUCCCGCUCCGACGUAUUCGACCGACUUGAUGACGCGACCCUUGCACCCCCAAAAGGGAUGGAGUGCUGCGUUGGCCAAGACGAAGCAAGGUGGUGCUGGAUUGGUCAAGACGACGAAUCGCGUCGGAGCCGGAUUGGAAGGACGUCUGAACGACGAUGUCAUGGGCGAAGGGGUGGGACAAGCUUUCGUUGUGGCGCUGGCGUUCCCCGAGGCGCAAGGUGCGCAUUUGGGCGCUUGGAGCACCCGCUCGAACGAAGGACAUGCCUUCACCAGUAUCAACUCGAACGACGUCGUCGAGGCUCUGGGGCCUCUCAAAGCCACCGCCGCAGUGGCGUUGUACGUCGCCGGACACGAUUGGGCUUCCUGGAUCAGCCCGAACGAUUUAGUUCUCACACAGAGGUCGUGCGCGACACCUUUGGUCACGAUCAACGUCGACGCCAAGCAGUCGCAGAUGGUCACAGUCGCUCAGUCCUACGCCGUCGACGGGAUCACGAUUGCUUGUCUCGGUCUGACGGACAAGACGACUGGACUGGCGGCAAUCAAGGAGAUCGCCGUAGCCAAGGGUUCGUCUUCGACUUCCAAGACGGCUUCUACCUCCAAGGCCGCACCUCCAUCAACCAAUACCUGCUCGGAUCUCGUCGCGUCCUCCGCCCGCACGUUCCCUCGCCCCUCCAACCAUUCGCGUCUAGCUUCAAUCCUGACGUACUUUACCUCGACCACGACCGUAGACGCCAAGAUUCGGCCCCGUGACCAAAUCGUCGGCUUCGGUCGUGAUCUUCUUCACCGGCCUUUGGCAACGCUAUGGACUGAACUAAGGGUCUGGAUGGGUUUUUCCUUCGCUGUCGUCCUUUGGACACUGCGAGCGUUCCCGAGUGGAUCUGGUUCGCGAUCGAUCAAGUCGAAUGAGAAGAGUCCAGUCAUCGCAGAUUCGAAGGCGUCAGAAACGAGGGAAGCGCCGAGUGUGUUCCCGGUCGAUCAAGACCGCCUGCGCAUCACGCUCGGCUUCGCCAGUUCGCACCUUGGGUUCUUCGUAGAUCAAUCAGAACGCCUCGUAAUUGUCCUCGAUGGAGAGCGCAUCAAUGAACAAUGGAUUGAAAAGGGGGAGAAGACGAAGGAAGGGCAGUUGGUGGAUGUGAAUUUGGAAGGAUGUUGGACUGCGAUGGGCGCGCCGAUGGGAUCGGAAUGGGUGGUGGAAGUCGGUCAGGGGAGGAUUUGA
This is a messenger RNA of Microbotryum saponariae, 3148 nucleotides long. The record is from the annotation of a GenBank genome assembly. Lineage: Eukaryota; Fungi; Basidiomycota; Microbotryomycetes; Microbotryales; Microbotryaceae.